Molecule: messenger RNA, 1152 nt
Organism: Hyaloperonospora brassicae
Lineage: Eukaryota; Oomycota; Peronosporomycetes; Peronosporales; Peronosporaceae
Source: the annotation of a GenBank genome assembly
AUGAAUGCCCGUGACGUGCCGCUUCCCGACCAUGUUCCAGUUGGGGCCGUCAUUGGCGUAGGAGGCAGCUACUGCAAAGCGCUGCGCGAGAACUACGGCGUUCGCUGUGCUGUAGGUGUAGCCGACCGAAAAGUGACACUGAAGGGGUCGAGGAUCGGCAUUGAGCGCGCAGUGGACGACCUCACGGGGUUGUUCGAGACAUUUGCCUUCACGAAAGAUCGGGUCUUUGACAUCGUCGCAAGGGACGGGCCCGCGCGCUCAUGGUCCUUCCACGAAGACCUCGAGGACUCCAGUAAUGCACACGUCAAGGCCUAUCCAUAUCGUCUGCAGCAGUCGGGACGGGCCGUGGAAACUGCGAGUCGAGAUGACUCGUGGAUCCAGGAGUUCCGUGCAGACGAUACGGCGGGCGUUAUGGCUUAUUUGGUCGAGAAGCCGUCCGAGCUGCCGCCGACCAUCAAAGUGGCAUUCGGGAGAACGUGUUUUAAACUGCGGUCCAUGCGGUGCAAGAGUGCGACCAUUGCGUGGCCAGAGCUCCAGCGCCUGCGCAAUUACGACGACUUCUCGACGCGCUGGUCGAACUUCUGCACACGCACAGCCCCUGCGAUGGCUGCGCUCAUGGACGAGCUCGAAGAGUGGAUGGAGACGGACGUGACGCCGCAGCACGUGAUGCUGCUGCAGGUCGCACGGGCUGACAGACAGCUGUGCGAGGUGAAGUACCAUCUCGUCGACGGUCAGUGGGCGCUGCACAGCGUCCACCAGCGACGCCACGUGCGGGGGAGCUACGACGUCAUUAUGGACAAUGACAUUUCCUUUCGCGUGCGCGCGUCGACCCGCGCGAAGCUCUCGACGACUGACUGGACGGACUUUGAGCGCCAUGUCGACCUCUCGCUGCCCGACACGGGCGACCUGUUUGCCACUGACGCCUCACUGCGCGACACGGCUCCAGUGGGAAUGAGCAUCAAGUCGUCGCAGCCGUUGGCGACGGUGCAAGUGGCUGUUCAUGGCCUCCGGUUCAAGAUCUCGUACGUCGACCAGCGCCAAGACGAGUUUCGGCUUGAGUGUCGCUUGCCAAAGGCUGAGCAACAGCUGCUGCACGCCAAGGACAGUGAAGCCCGCGCGCUGCUCGACAAGGUCUUGAAGAUCCUGGCGUGA